Molecule: messenger RNA, 657 nt
Organism: Striga hermonthica
Lineage: Eukaryota; Viridiplantae; Streptophyta; Magnoliopsida; Lamiales; Orobanchaceae
Source: the annotation of a GenBank genome assembly
AUGUUGGGGAAAAAGUCCAGGCCGGUGAUCGGAAUCCUCACCGGAUCACUAAUCCCUGGCAACAAAGCUCACUCCGACAACAGAACAACUCAAUCCCCCAAAGGCCUCAAAAGGAGCUUCGAUUACGGCGCCGUCGGAUUGGGCAUAGCUGCCGCCCUCGAGAGCGAUUUUCCGUCCAACAGGGCGCUCAUUCGCCGGAAUUCGAGCCGAUCCAGCCCGAUGCCGGUGAGUCCGCCUCCCAAUAAUCCACAAAGAGGCAAUAGAUUCUUCAUGGAGCAAAUCGAGAGCGAAAGCUUCGAGGAGGAGUACACGAUCGUCACGCGCCACUCGCCGAACAAGCCCUGCACCAAGGUGAGCAGUCGAGCCGGCGUUUUCCACAUAUCUCCGCCGAGAUUCUCCUCCGCCUGCGGCGGCGGAGCUCCGGCGGACGAUUUCCUCAGCUCGUGCCAUUUGUGCCGGAAAAAACUCCACGGCGAAGACAUUUACAUGUACAGAGGGGAGAAAGCAUUUUGCAGCACAGAGUGCAGGUACAGGGAAAUAGCGAUGGACGAGCGCAUAGAGAAGUGCGGCUCAGAGGCUACGAGAGUCGUCGAUCUAUCGAGCUCCGGCUACGCCGGCGGCGGCCAGAUCUUCACCGCCGGGAUUUUGGCGAUUUAG